CCCGCCGCGGCGAGCGCGCGCGGCGGCGGCGGCGGCACCUGAGCGCAGGAUGAAGGAGUGGUGGGUGCAGGUGGGGCUGCUGGGGGUGCCCCUCCUGGCCGUGUACCUGCACCUGCCCCCGCCCCAGCCCUCCCCCCCACUGCGCUCCUGGAGAGCCUCCGGAACCUUCUUCACCUACAAGGGCCGGAACAUCUUCUACAGAGACUCGGGCGGCGCCGUCGGAAGCUCUGACGUCGUGAUCCUGCUGCACGGAUUCCCGACUUCCAGCUACGACUGGAGCAAGAUCUGGGAAGGGCUGACCCAGCGCUUCCACCGGGUGAUUGCCCUGGAUUUCCUGGGAUUUGGCUUCAGCGACAAGCCCAGGCCCCACCGCUAUUCCAUCUUCGAGCAGGCCAACGUCGUGGAAGGGCUCGCGCGGCACCUCGGCCUCCAGCGCCACCGGAUCAACCUCCUGGCCCACGACUACGGGGACACGGUGGCCCAGGAGCUGCUCCACAGGUACGAGCACAAUAAAACCGGGAGCAUCCUGAUCAACAGCCUCUGCUUAUCCAACGGAGGGAUUUUUCCGGAAACAAACCACCCCAGGUUCAUCCAGAAGCUCCUCCAGAAUGGGGGUUUGCUGUCCCCCCUCCUCCUGCGCCUGAUGAACUUCUUCUUCUUCUCCAGAGGUCUUGGAGCAGUUUUUGGGCCCCACACGCAACCCUCGCAGGCGGAAUUCUGGGAUAUGUGGACGGCGGUGCGGAAUAACGACGGGAAUCUCGUCAUGGACAGUGUUUUGCAGUACAUCAACGAGAGGAAGCAGCACAGUGACCACUGGGUCGGGGCUCUGGUGUCCACCUCUGUCCCACUGCAUCUCAUCUACGGCCCCCUGGACCCUGUGAAUCCACACCCGGAGUUUCUCCAGCUUUACAGGAAGCUGCUUCCCAUGUCCACAGUGUCUGUGCUGGACGACCACAUCAGCCACUAUCCCCAGCUGGAGGAUCCCACGGGAUUCCUGAACUCGUACCUCAACUUCAUCAACUCCUUCUGAGCUGCUGCCGCUCCAGUUCUUCGCUCCCUGCUUCCCAGUCAGGCUUUGGGGGGCAGGAAAAAACCUUGGCUUUACCUCCCAGAGCCAGUACUUUGAACUCAGGGCUGCACUUGGGCAGUUAAAUCCUUUUAAAACACCAGGAAAACGUCAGGGAGGUGUGGGAAAAGCAAAGAGUUCUGGGAUGCCAACAGCUUUCCCACCCUCUGGACCAGCCUAACCUUGGAUUUAGAGGUGAACUCAGCAUUAAAUCAGUGUUUCUUCCUUUCUUCCUCACCCUGGCUUGGUAAAGAAACACCAGUUCAGCAGCAGAGAGGUCCCUUCCCUUCCCUUCC
Messenger RNA from Neopelma chrysocephalum (saffron-crested tyrant-manakin), 1362 nucleotides. It is a transcript of the gene MEST, whose product is annotated as mesoderm specific transcript. The coding region runs from base 50 to 1030 and encodes 326 amino acids. The transcript has 12 exons. Gene Ontology annotation, molecular function: catalytic activity. NCBI's taxonomy places the organism in Eukaryota, Metazoa, Chordata, Aves, Passeriformes, Pipridae. The record is from RefSeq and is a predicted model, not a curated record.